Messenger RNA from Anguilla rostrata (American eel), 3436 nucleotides. It is a transcript of the gene cp, whose product is annotated as ceruloplasmin. The transcript has 20 exons. Lineage: Eukaryota; Metazoa; Chordata; Actinopteri; Anguilliformes; Anguillidae. Gene Ontology annotation, cellular component: plasma membrane. The record is from RefSeq and is a predicted model, not a curated record. Gene Ontology annotation, molecular function: signaling receptor activity; copper ion binding; oxidoreductase activity. Bases 8 to 3340 code for a protein of 1110 amino acids.
CAGGGGUAUGAAAACCCCCCCCCGCCCCCCCCCCUCCAAAAAAACAAACAAGCAAACAGAAAUGGGGAGUCGAGACAACGCUCUAUUUUUCCUGCUCCUGCUGGGCGUGUUGAGGACUGGGUCCUGCAGAACGAGGGAGUAUUUCAUAGGAAUCAAUGAGAUCCAGUGGGACUACGCUCCCAGCGGGAAGAACCUGAUCCUGAACAAAACCGUCCAGGAGGACGAGAAUGCGCGGACCUUCCUGGAGCGGGGAGACACUCGCAUCGGGAGCGUGUACAAGAAGGCGGUGUACCAGCAGUACGCGGACGGCACCUACAAGCUGCCGAUCGACAAGCCCAAGUGGCUGGGGUUCCUGGGGCCCGUGAUCUCCGCGGAGGAGGGGGACACCGUCGUCAUACACCUGAAGAACAUGGCCUCCCGGCCGUACACCCUGCACGCGCACGGCCUCAAGUACAACAAGUCCGACGAAGGUGCGCUGUACCCUGACGACACGGACAAGGAGGACAAGCACGACGACCAGGUGGCUCCUGGGAAAAGCCACAAGUACGUGUGGCAGUUGGCCCAGUCACACGCGCCGACCAAAGACGACUCCAACUGCCUGACGCGCGUGUACCACUCGCACUACAACGCCCCCAAAGACAUCGCCUCCGGCCUCAUAGGGCCCCUCAUCAUCUGCAAAAAAGACACGCUGGACGUUUAUGGCGACAAGGCAGCGGACUACCUGUACGCACUGAUGUUCACCGUCUCGGACGAGAACCUCAGCUGGUACCUGGACGACAACAUCAAGACGUACUGCAAGACCCCGGCCAAAGUGAACAAGGAAGACGAGGACUUCGAGGAGAGCAAUAAAAUGCACUCCAUUAACGGCUACGUGUACGGAAACCUGCCUGGACUGACGAUGUGCGUCGGGGACAAGAUCCACUGGCACCUGUUCGGAAUGGGCAACGAGGUGGACAUCCACUCCGCUUUCUUCCACGGCCAGAUCCUGACGGACAGGAAGCAUCACGUGGACACGAUCAGCCUCUUCCCCGCCACUUUCGUCAACGCAGUGAUGGAGCCCAGCAACCCCGGGCGAUGGCUGCUCAGCUGCCAGGUCAACGAUCACGUGGGAGCUGGGAUGCAGGCCCUUUUUGAGGUGAAGGACUGUUUUCCUAAAGUUCACAAGCCGAAGCCACACGGCGAGGUCCGCGAGUACUUCAUCGCAGCGGAGGAAGUCGUGUGGGAUUACGGACCCUUGGAGGUCAACAAAUUUACGGGAAAACUACUGAAAUCUGACAAGGAAUCCCAGACGUUCUUUGAGACGGGCAACGCCAGAAUCGGAGGAAAGUACAAGAAGGCAGUAUAUGUGGAAUACACUGACCACACCUUCACCAAGCGCAAGGACAGGACACCAGAAGAGGAGCAUUUAGGAAUUCUGGGUCCUGUAAUUCGGGCGGAAGAGGGGGACACUAUCCGGGUGAUCUUCCGGAACAAAGCCACGCGCCCUUACAGCAUUCAGCCGCACGGUGUGGAGUACAGCAUCAAACAAGGAGGGACGCUCUACGACUCCAUUCCUGAAGAAACUUCCAGAUCCAAAAUAUUGCUACAAAAAAUCAAAAAUGCAGGUCCUCCGACUCCACCCCCAGCUUCACAAGUUCAGCCUGGCACCGCCUUCACCUAUGAGUGGGUGGUGCCAAAAGAUGGAGGACCGGUCGAGGGGGACGCAGACUGUAUGACCCACCUGUACUACUCCGCUGUGGACUCGGUAAAGGAUACCAGCUCCGGAUUGGUCGGGCCCCUGCUGGUCUGCAGGCCAAAAACUCUGAAGUCAGGGAAACAGAAAAAUGUGAAGAAAGAGUUCCACCUGUUGGCUACCGUGUUUGACGAGAACCUGAGCUGGUAUCUGGACGACAACAUUAAGCAGUUUACAAAAUCUCCCAAAACGGUCAACAAGGAUGACGAGGACUUCCAGGAAUCCAACAAGAUGCAUUCAAUCAAUGGAUACAUGUACGGGAACCUGAACGGACUGAGCAUGUGCAAAGGAGACAAGGUGUCCUGGCACCUCUCUGGCCUGGGCUCAGAAGUGGACAUCCACGGCCUGUAUUUCCACGGCAACCGUUUCACCAUCAGCGGAACCCGGAGGGAUUCCAUCAAUCUGUUUCCUCACAUCUCCCACACGGUUAUAAUGGAGCCGGACAGCAUGGGGGAGUUUGAGGUGGACUGCAGGACUGUUGACCACUACAAAGGCGGCAUGAGGGCCACCUACACCGUGGAAAAGUGUCACUGGUGGAACACCGACGCCGGGAUCAUGCUACACCAGAAGACGUACUACGUCGCCGCCGUGGAAACAGAGUGGGACUACUCACCCAACCGCACCUGGGAAGAUAGCAUGCACAUGGGUCUCAAAGACAGCCCCGGUAACGCCUUCAUCGACAAAUUGGAUCGAUUCAUCGGCUCCAAGUACAAGAAGGUCCUCUACAGAGAGUUCACGGACAGCUCGUUCACCAAGCAGAAGGAGAGACCAGCAGACGAGGAACAUCUGGGAAUCCUGGGACCCUUCAUUCAUGCCGACGUUGGUGACAAGGUGAACAUUGUGUUUAAGAACAUGGCGAAAAGGCCGUACUCUAUUCACGCGCACGGAGUGAAGACCGACAGCCCCCAAAUCUUCGAGACUCCAGCAGGUGAGACGCACACUUACACCUGGUACGUCCCAAAUUCUGCUGGACCGGAUGAAGGGCAGGAGCAGUGCAUAGUUGGGGCCUAUUUCUCCACAGUGGACGUUGGCAAGGACCUCUACAGUGGAUUGAUUGGUCCCCUGGUCAUUUGCAAGCGGAGCUUUAUGGGGAAGAUCGGUCUGAAGAAGGAGAUCGAGGAGUUUGCUCUGCUCUUCAUGGUGUUUGAUGAAAACGAGUCCUGGUACAUAGACGAGAACAUCAAAACAUACGUCCCCAACACCAGCAAAGCCAGCAAGGACAAUGAGGAGUUCGUCGAGAGCAACUUGAUGCACGCGAUGAACGGCAGGGUGUACGGCAACCUGCGGGGCCUGACGAUGCACGUGGGGGACAAGGUGUACUGGUACCUGAUGGGGAUGGGCAACGAGGUGGACAUGCACACUGUUCACUUCCACGGGCACAGCUUCGACUACAAGCUGAGUGGCGUCCACCGGGCGGACGUGUUCGACCUGUUCCCCGCCACCUUCCAGACGGUGGAGAUGCGGCCGGUGUACCCUGGGACCUGGCUGCUGCACUGCCACGUCACGGACCACAUCGAGGCCGGGAUGGAGACCACCUACACCGUCCUGGAGAAAGAGGGGUCCAAAGGUGUGAAAGGAUUUCUGAAAGGCUUGUUCACAAAGAGCUAAAGAAACACGACAGGCAUGCACCACAUUUUGUGUUUUAUACUGGACUUUCGUGAUAUCUGCGAUUUUUAAAAUAAACUGACAUAUAAUUAUGAAUAA